CUCCUGCUCCAUCUCUCUAUGUCGAUAGAUUUCUGCAUUCCUGCUAAUUCACCGUGAGAAUCGCCUUCUCUAGGGAAUUCCUUUGGCUUUGCCUGUUAUCUUUUUGAUUUCGAAAGUCUGGUUAUUGGGAAUUGGGAUCUUGAACGCGUCCAGUUUGCCCGUCGGAGGUUUUUUUUUUCCCGGAUGUUGUGUUUGUGAUUUACCGGGCCUGGUUAAUUUUCAUGUCUACAUCGUGAGCUCAACGAAAUCAUGAAAAUAUUUGCGAUUUAGGAUUUUGUUGCUUUGAAUUUGUGGCUAAUUGUUGCAUGCGCGAUUCAUUUUGAAUUAUUAUGCCUUAGGCCGUGUGCGUCUGUUGUUCUCUUAAUUGGCUCAUUAAUGGUUAUUACAACGAGUGUUUUAGUAGGUAUGGAGUCAGUGUCAUUUAUAUCCUCUUGGGCGUGAUUGUUGUUUGUAGCCUUUCAAUUUCUAUUAGGAUAUCAUUUUUGAUUUCUCUGACAAACCAUUAUGUUGAAUCGCAACACCUAAUCGCGUUUUAGAUUUUGAUCAUAGAAUGAGCAGUGUUCAACAAUGAUUGAACAGUGGUGGGGAUUUUUUUCGCAAGAAUUCUGAAUGACUUGUAUCCUCAUCUGCAACAAUUUGUUUAUUAUUAUAGUUAUUAGAAUUGGUAUUAUGUAAUUUGAAAAGUCUAAAUAUGGUAAUUAUUUAGGAAAAAUUUUAGUUUUUUGCUGGUAAAUCUCUUUAGAUAAAGUCCAAACUUAAUGCAAAAUGUAGAGAAUAAGUACUAUAAGACUUUGGAGGGUCUUUCACAAUAUUGCUCAGGCAACUAAAUUAAGACUAAUAGCAUCUAGUAAUUUUAUGAAAAGAUUGCACUGGUAUGUGCUUUCUGCUGUGAAAGCACGAAGGGUUAGACUUCUGGUUCAUGUUAUACAUCUAGUUUUAUGUUAAAUGAAAACAUAUUUCAGUAGCUCUGAAUAUGCAAUUUGAAAAUAGAAUAGUUCCAUUGAACGCCUUAGUAUGUGAAUGGGUUUGCUACAUUUUGGGACUAUGCAGUCUUGCUUUUGUUCCUAUUUACCGACACGAAUGAUUGAAGUAUGGGCUGAUGAAAUUGGUUUUACUGGCCCAUGUCUAUUAACAGCAUCUGUCAGGAAAAAGUGCCUGCACAUUUGUCUGGUUUUAUCACUCAUCAUUAUGUUUGGCUAGACUUUCUCAACUUUAAUUGCUUUGUUGAAUCUAGAGUAGAGGUUUUAUAGCGUGUAGGAUAUGCUUGUAGCUGAUUGUGUUUGUUUUUCCCCAUACAUGAAAUGACUAUUUUGACAUCCUUGUUGUGAAACUUGGUGUAAGUUUGAAGGGACAUGAUAAUCACACGAGAGUUCUUGACAUAUUUUCCAACAAUUGUUAAGUUAUAUUAACAGUUUGAAUGUGUGUAAACACCAUAUGAUGAGUGAUGCAAGGAAGUCUCUCCGUUGUUUCCGCUUAUAUGUGGAGGGAGAGUGGUGUGUGUGAGAUUGGUAUUGCUGAGAUGAAUCUUGCUUGUUCAAUAUGUGUUUCGCUGCACCUUGAGUUGGGAAUUCUGGUAGCUAUAGAGUAAGAUACGGAAACUAGCACAGGCAGUAUUAUUGGUUUUCAAAAUUAUUAAUGGAAUACAAGGUUGCAAUUGUUUCUGAGCAAUUACGUGAGAGGAUAAUGUAUUUUGAGUUUAUUCAAGUGAAGGGUGAAUCUUGCUGCAGUGGUACAGUUGCUUCAUUGCAAUGUACUGGUUCUAACCAGGGAAGCAACCUUUUUUUCAAGAUGAGCACUCCUCAAAUGCAGGAGCCUUGUGCACAGGGAAUAUUUUUUUUUUCAGAGAAAUGUCUCCAGCAUCCAGGUCUAAGCCCAAGGACAAAAAGGCUGGCAAGGACGCACAGAAGGCAUCUUCAAAGCCUUCUAGUACUCCUAAUGCAGGUAGUGGUGUACCAGCUAGUGCAUACAAUCCACAUUUAGGAACGUUUCAUGCCCUUGAAACAGCGCCAGGAUCCUCUGCUUCACCUCUACAUGCUAAUGGUCGUUUCCGCAACAUAGAUGAAACAGAAGAGCCAUAUGGGAGCUCACUUGGAGCCGGGGCUGAAUAUGAUUCUGUUUCCAACAAUGGUAGUUGGUCAGGGGAGUCAGAAGAUCACAAAGAGAAAUCAUCUAAUCCUCCCGCAAGGCAGGAAGUAAUACCAGGGGCUGAUGGUGACAAGCGGGAGAAAAUCCGCCAGAAGAAUGAGAAGAAGCAUCAGCGCCAGAAGGAGAGGCGUGCCCAAGAAUUGCAUGAGCGAUGCAGUGGCUAUCUCAUGUCAAGAAAACUGGAAAAACUUGCUCAACAGCUUGUAUCAAUGGGAUUUCCUCACGAGCGAGCAACUAUGGCGCUGAUAUUCAAUGAAGGCAAAGUAGAGCAAUCUAUUGCUUGGAUCCUUGAAGAAGGUGAAGAAGCAGAUAAGCACCGGGAUCAUAAUCUUGGUGGGGGUAAUUUGAAAAUUGAUAUAUCAGAAGAGCUUUCCCAGAUUGCAAAUUUGGAGAUGAUAUUCAAGUGCACAAAGCAAGAGGUUGAAAGAGCUGUCAUUACAUGCGAAGGUGAUCUUGAGAAGGCAGAAGAGUACAUGAGAACACUGAAGCACGAUGCACGUUCUGCUCCAGCGAAGCCUGAAGAAAGUGGCGAUCCUCCGACUCUUAGCAAUGGUAAGGUUUCUGUAGCAGUUAGCCAGAGUGCAGUGAGGCUGCAAACAAAACCCAAUUUAUUUGCUACAAUUCAACAGAGAAGAGAUGAAAAGGAAAACCAUGCAAAAACAGCAGGCUUAGUUGGAGUAUCCUCAGAACCAGGAAGUAAAAGUGUGCAACCUUUGAAGAGAAUUCAACCGAAGUUGGAGUGGGCAAAACAGCAGCAGAUUGCUGUGCCUACUGAGAAAAGGUGGCCAACUGCUGGAUCAAAUCCUUCUGCAUCUUACUCUUUGGCAUCAUCUUUGCAGGUGUCACCUCCGCCAGCCAAUGCUGAAACUCGUUAUGUGGCUGUUGGUAAUGAAUACAAAAACCUUCAACCUGGAACAGUUAGGGAACCAGUUAUUAUGAUGCAACGACCUCAAUCUGUAAAUACAAAGCAGGUUUUGGCCACCAGCAUAAGUUCAUCGCCUCCUGAGUCGGCUGCAAGUUGGCAUCCUACUAACAGUGUUGAAAUUAUGAAGUCCAGUGGGUUGAUGCCUAAUAUUCCUACUUCAAGAAGCCUCAGCCCGAGCAAUUUGAACUCUCAUCAGUUUUAUCCGCAACACCAUCAUCAACAACAGCAACAUUUUGUUCCUAGCAGUGGGCCAGGAGAUUUGUCUGGAGCCAGCCGAGGAAAUGGUUUAUGGAGUAGAACGGGUACAUCCCCUACUCUUGCUCCUGCCUCCUCACUUGGCCUCUUCUCUGGGUUGGGUUCUACUGGUUCUUCAGGUGCGUCUUCUCCUGUUGACUGGAGCACACCUGGCUCAAUGGCGCACUUCGAUUACAACAACAUAGACUGGAGCUUGAAUCGAGGAGGGGGGUUGUCUUCACAGGGUCCUAGGGGUUUGUGGCUUGGAACAGGAACCAUGAGCAACAGAACUCACUUAUAUGAUUCCAAUGCUUCUGGAAUGGCUGCCAAUAUGGCUAUGAGAUCGGUUCCUAAUGGGAAUAGAAUACCCGUAGCAGGAUUGCAAGAUGGUGGAGCCUCUGCUGCUGAGGCACCCUCUGCUAGUUCCAGAGAGUGGACUUCACCAUUUGAAGGGAAAGAUCUUUUUAGCAUACCAAGGCAGUUUGUUUCUUCUCCUUCUCUGUAGGGUGGGUGGGUAAAAUUUCAGUUAAUAAUAUGAAAAAAAGAACUUGAAAGUGCUUGGAUUUGAUGUUCUGUUGGUUCCUAUGUUGCUUAUGAUUUGGUCCA
Messenger RNA from Tripterygium wilfordii, 3910 nucleotides. RefSeq lists its product as uncharacterized. The transcript is spliced from 2 exons. Lineage: Eukaryota; Viridiplantae; Streptophyta; Magnoliopsida; Celastrales; Celastraceae. The record is from RefSeq and is a predicted model, not a curated record. Gene Ontology annotation, molecular function: protein binding. Bases 1848 to 3809 code for a protein of 653 amino acids.